AUGGGCAGCCGCAGGCGGACCCGAUGGCGAUGCAAGCUGACGGCAGCUUUAUGUUGCAGCAGGAGGAGUACUUGGUCCAGCAGGCGCAGUGCCACCUGGGCUCCCCUUCCCCUGCGAUUGUUUGGUUUUCUGCGAAAGAGAAAGUUCUCAUUGCUACUUCGUGUUGAACUGCCAGAGUGGGCAGGAGUGGGCAAUGCGGGAUGUCAGAGUGUCAAGAUUCGUCGAAUAAAUGCAUUGCUUUUCGUAGCAUGUCUUGUGCAAGACUUUGAAUCUGAACAGAGAACAUGUGUGGCCUAG
Messenger RNA from Symbiodinium sp. CCMP2592, 297 nucleotides. NCBI's taxonomy places the organism in Eukaryota, Dinophyceae, Suessiales, Symbiodiniaceae. The record is from the annotation of a GenBank genome assembly.